AAUCGAACAACCAAACAAAACAGUUCCGUGACGUAGCUGGAAACAUGGCGGUGUUCAGUGGUUUCGAUGAAGCUUGUCCAAUAAAUUAACUGAAAUUUCGGCGAAAUACAUAUAUUUUUAAUAUUUUUUAAAUGUCUAUCGUGGUAUCUAACAGUCAUGGCUGGCUGUUAGACUCCUGUUCAUAUAUAGAUGAGAGUGUACGGCGCUGUGUUUGUGCACGUGAUGGACUUACAACGCCAAAAUACUUCACGUGCAGAUUCAACAGGCAAUAUUUUAAUUUAUUAAAGCCUCACAUUCAAGAUAAACAAAAUGUUUUGACAAGCACAGAUACGCAAAGCGCCGAGAAUGGCGAACAUGUGAAGAUUGAUCUGAAAACACGUAAGAAGCGCAAGAGAAAACAACAUGAUCUCAAUACUGGAGAGAAGGAUGCACGUGAAUAUCAUGAAAAGAUCCAGUUUGUGGUCCUGGAAGGCUCUCAGGCUCUGGCUAAAGCCGGUCGUCAUUGUGGUUACUGGACAGAAGCUUUACCCUCCUUGACCUUUGAACCCAUCUCAGUACAAGAGUGCCAACUGUCUGCAUUAUGUGACAUGGCCAAACAGCUCCCAUUAACAGAUGAGUCUUUACUGGCGCCAGUACAGACACUGAACCGAGAUGAUCUAGAUGCCCCGCUUGACUUAUUCAAUUACAUCACAGAGAACCCGUAUGACAUCACUUAUGAGGUCACAUUAAUGAGCGAGAGAUAUCUGCUGCCCCCCCGCAGCCGCUUCCUGUUGUCUGACAUCACACGCAUACAACCUCUAGUUAACAGUGGAGACAAGUUUGACCUUAUAGUACUUGACCCACCAUGGGAGAAUAAAUCGGUCAAAAGAAGCAACAGAUAUAGUUCACUGCCGUCCUCUGAGAUCAAACAACUACCUGUGCCGGCGUUGGCCUCCCAGGGUUGUGUGGUGGUUACAUGGGUAACUAACCGGGCACAGCACCUGCGUUUUGUCAGAGAGGAGCUUUACCCUCACUGGGGUGUGGAAGUGCUGGCAGAAUGGCUUUGGGUCAAGGUGACGCGAAGGGGUGAGUUUGUGUUUCCGCUGGACUCCCAACACAAGAAGCCCUAUGAAGUGCUGGUGCUCGGCAGGUGUCGCACUCAGCACACAGUCAGGUCCUCGGCACAGGAUGAGCUACCACAUCAAAGACUUCUGCUCAGCGUCCCCUCCAUCCUUCACUCCCAUAAGCCUUCACUGUCAGCUGUGCUAAAGCCGUACAUACGCUCUGAUCCUAAAUGUUUAGAGAUGUUUGCUCGAAGCCUCCAAUCUGAUUGGACCAGCUGGGGAAAUGAGGUCAUCAAGUUUCAGCACAGUAGUUAUUUUACCAGAGAGAAAGUUGAGGAUUCGUCCAGCGUGUCUGAGACCACAGACUGACAUAAGAGUUAAAUUAUAAGAGAGGAAGAUGCAUGUGGCUUGCAAAGUCUAUUAUUAUUGGUCCACAUCUUUGCAUUUAAUCUGACAUCAUGCACCAUUAGCAUCAGAAGUUGAUCUUCCACGAUAACGUUUUUAUUAAAAUUUGAUAUCAUCUUUGUGUAAAUGUAAUUUGCACAUUUAAAACUGCAUUCAGUAGACAUCAUGAUCUGUUUUAGGCCAUUUUUUAACAUAAGCAGUGAGACUGAAUGUGUGUAUGCAUCACUGCGUCAUUGCACAUACUAUUAUACAUAUUUGUAUUAUUUUGUAAACCGUAAAUAAAAUAGUUUAAAUGAC
Molecule: messenger RNA, 1745 nt
Organism: Misgurnus anguillicaudatus (oriental weatherfish)
Lineage: Eukaryota; Metazoa; Chordata; Actinopteri; Cypriniformes; Cobitidae
Gene: mettl4
Product: methyltransferase 4, N6-adenosine
Biological process (GO): methylation
Cellular component (GO): nucleus; cytosol
Molecular function (GO): site-specific DNA-methyltransferase (adenine-specific) activity; nucleic acid binding; RNA methyltransferase activity
Source: RefSeq, a predicted model, not a curated record